Aphis gossypii (cotton aphid) is the source of this 726-nucleotide messenger RNA. Its product is annotated as general transcription factor II-I repeat domain-containing protein 2A-like. Lineage: Eukaryota; Metazoa; Arthropoda; Insecta; Hemiptera; Aphididae. The record is from RefSeq and is a predicted model, not a curated record. The transcript has 3 exons. The coding region runs from base 1 to 726 and encodes 241 amino acids.
AUGGUGGAAGAAAGACAUGAAGCACCUAUGAUAUUUCAUUGCAUCAUACAUCAAGAGGCAUUAUGUUGCAAAGUUUUAGCAUGGAAAGAUGUAAUGAAUAUUGUAGUAUCGACGGUUAACUACAUACGCAAAAAUGCGUUGGCACAUCGUCAAUUCAAAAUAUUUUUGGAAGAAUGCGAUGCUGAAUAUGGGGAUGUAAUAUAUUUUUCCGAAGUAAGGUGGUUGAGUAGAGAAAAAGGUAAAAUUGUACCAGAAUUAUCAAAUGAAAAGUGGGUUCUUAAUCUGGCAUUUUUAACUGAUAUAACAACUUUAUUAAAUGAGCUGAAUACAAAACUGCAAGAGAAUAAAAUCAAAUUGUUUCAAAACCCUUUUUCUGUCGACAUUGACGAUGUUGAAUCUAAUUUACAUAUGGAAGUCAUAGAAUUGCAAAACAACGAUAUUCUUAAAAAUGCUUUUAAAGAAAGUAAUGACCUAAAAAUAUUUUAUUCAAGUCUUUCUGAAAUAGAUUUUAAAGGCAUUAAAAGUUUUGCUAAAAAAAUGAUUACUGCUUUUGGUAGCACAUAUAUUUGUGAACAGACAUUCUCAAUACUUAAAUUCCGAAAAAAUAAAUAUUGUUCACGGUUAAGCGAUGAACACUUGAAUGCUGUUUUAAGGAUAUCAACAUCCAAUUUAAAAGCGGAUAUAAAUGAAUUGGCGGGAAAAAUUCAACCUCAAAAAUCACACUAG